GUCACCUGAAGGGUGUUUACACAGGAUGUUAUUUGUGAUGUGUCGCUCCUUCAAAAGCUAAGGACAGUAAGAUCAUAAUGCUUUAGAUCUAGUUAGCGCUGUUUUCAGUAGUAGGCUACUGCUCAGUCCUCAUGAGGGGGCAAAAGGACAGUUUUUAACCGGGAUUCAUAGUCACAUCCUGCAGUGUGCUCAUGAUCUGCUCCCGUCCGUGAAGAGGUGCGACUUCACUUGCGACAACAUGUGAAACUUCCAAGUCAGUCUCGGUGAACACAAGAUCUUCAAUAAGAGUGAAAUAAGCUGUUGGUAACAUGGGGAAUAACUCUGGAAAAGAACGACAUGGAUCUUCAGGCGCUACUGUGGACACGUAUGAAACACCUCCCACCUCACCAUAUAGUGUUGUUUCUACUUUGUCACCAACCACUCAGCUGGUGUCCAUUUCCAACUGCACAAGCACAGCCACCCCUGAACCAGCUCAAGAUGCUCUCAGUCCACCACUCAUCUCCACCAAUCAGAAUGAUUCGCUGUUGGACAUCAGGACAGGGCCUACGAAAGAGGCUGAGGAGGAACAUAAGAUAACACAAGCACCUAGUCUGGCGUCUCAUCCGUCAGGUGUCAAUGGAGAUACAGAAGUGGAUGCAGAACUCCUCCAGGAGUGUUUAAACACACUGCAGCUCAACAACACUGAAGAAUCUACACACUUACUGAAUGAUCUGUUACAAUGUUUUCUGGUGGAGAGGGAGAAGAUGAAGGAGGAAUUGAGAAGCUGUAAGGAAAAGAUUCAGGCAGAACGUGAGGAGUGGCAGCAAUUCCAGGCUGACCUGAAGGUGGCGCUAGUGGUUUCAGACAGACUGAGGGCAGAAUCUGAGGAAGAGUUAAGUUCUUUAAGAGCAGCAAUGCAGGACAUGGGCACACAGCUAGCUGAUGCCUUACAGGGUCGCCGGGAGGUCGAAGGUCAAUUGGAGAGCCUCAGAGUUGAACUGGAGCAGAGCAAGCAGAAAUUGAAGCAGGUCACAAGCAGCCACCAGGGGCCGCUGGUACUGAAGAGCCUAGAGAGACAAGUGGAGGGUUAUGGGAAGAGCACUGGACCCGAAGAGCAUCUGUGGACAGAUGAGAUAAAGGGGAAAAGAGACAUACGCAUCUUUGGUACUACAGAGAGGUCAAGAAGUCUGUGCAGACUGCCCUCCAAUUACCCUGAUGUGGUUGUAAAUGGUACUUCCCAACCCUCCGUUGCUAUGACAACAGAAUCUACUCCUCAGAGCAAGACUCAAGCAGUAAGUUUAGAGCAACAGAACAACAGGACCAGCUCCAUUAAAGAUAAGAAAGUGGAGAAUUCAAACCCACAAACAUGCAACUCUUCGGGUUUAGAUAUGACGAAUAAGAUCAACAGGACAAGGACACAGGAGGAUUUCCCAUCAGGACUCAGGUCGCUGAGGCUUCAUGGAAGUUCCAGGCGGAACUCCCUGCUUCGCUGGUGUCAAGGCAGAACUCAGGGAUACAAGAAUAUUGAGAUCACUAAUUUCAGCAGUUGCUGGGUGGACGGUUUGGCCUUUUGUGCGAUUUACCACAGUUACCUCCCCUCUCACAUACCAUUUGACAAACUCAGUCCAGAGAACAAGAAAGAGAACCUCACUCUAGCAUUCCAGACUGGAGAAGGUUUUGGAAUCUCUGCAUCACUGACGGUGGAGGAGAUGCUAAAAGAUGAUGCACCGGACUGGCACAGAGUUCUGGAAUACGUAGAGAGCAUCUACCGACAUUUUGAGAUGUGAGACUCUGGAUAUAUACAGUACACGUCCUGAUCAUUUGCACGGUGAUCACGAAUGCUUUCAAAAUUUCACCAUAGCAACAAUACAGCCUCAGAGGGGAGCGCACAACUUUGAACAAGAUUAAAGUGGACCUUAAAGUUCAUCUUUAGCUGCUGGUUUGUAUUUGAGACUCUAGAUUGGCUGGUUAGCAUGGCCUGCUAACUCUGCCAUGUAUUCUGACUUAUUGCAAGCAACAAAUGAAUUGUUUGUUUCAUCAUAUUAUACUGAAGUGCUCUUAAAAGUGUCAAAUGAACUUAAAGUCCGCAUUAAACAGAGGUUGCAAUAGUCUUUUCUUCUCUAUAGUGAGGUAUUUCAGUGAAACGUCUUCUCGAACAAGAAAAAAUGUAGGGCGGGACUUGAUUUUGUCCAUCGGAAAAUGUUUGGAUCAUUGUGGUUUGCUAUUGCUGUGAUCUCAUGUGAGUGACAGGUUGUCCCGCCCUCACGCCAGAAAACAUCAUCAGAUUAGAGAAAAGAUGUCGCUGCAAGUUAAGAGAACCUGAGAGGAAGUCACUCUGAUUAUAGAUUAUAAGGGCACAUGAAUAAAAAAAAAAUUCUGAUGUGCACGGAUAAGUCAUUAUAAUAAAUACAAUAUUCCAUGAAAAUACAAUAAUUGUCGAUUUCAUGGUGACUGUGUGCUUUCUUGUUGUGCCAUUAAGCAGUCAGCAUUUGUGGUUCAAAUGAUUAGCUCAAAAAUGAUGUGCCUAAAACUGAGAGCCUAAAAGGAAACAAGCAGGUUGCCUAUCCCUGGGAGUCCUGCAUUCGUCCCUCUGAGUUGAACUGGAAUGCUAUUUGAUGUAGUGUAAUACACCUCCUGAGCAAGUCCUAAAGAAGAGCGGAGUGUUUGAGUAAAGGAGGGUUGUGAAUUUGACGAGGAGUGUCCUGUUUUUAUUAUUGCUGCUUUCUGCCCUCUGUUGGUUUUCGUGUGGAAUUGCAGGGUUCGUCGUCAGUUUUUUUUUUUAAAUUCAGAUACAGUACGACAGCGGUUCCCAAACUUUUUAGCGUGGAGUACCCCCUGAAGGGAUCACCAUCCUUCUGCGUAGCUCCUCUCUUCCACUUCGACUGCAGUCACACCUUUACCAUUAAGGGACAAUAUUUGCCCCCAAAUUGAUUUUCCAGUGCAUAUUUUUACCUUUAUGAAUAACUUUUUUAUUUAAAACAUUAUUUAUUUUAUAAUGUUCAAUAGAGAAAUGUGCAAUGAUGGUAAAACUAAGUAAAACUUUUAAAUAUUAAACUAAAACCGCCAGCAGGUGGCAGCAAGUCACUGUUUUUAUGAGUGAGUCAGCGAGUCAUUCAUUCAGUAACGAAGCAAGUGGCUGUGAAUGAAUCAUUGAAUCAUUGACUCUCACGAUUCGUUCAAAAGCCGCAGAAUUGUUCGCGAAACACAGACGUGUGUUGUAGUUCUGCUGUGGUUUUCGUUAUUUUAUUGCAAAAUAGAGUAAAUAGUGACAGUACUGUGUUUAAAAUGUUUUGUUUUUUGACCUGUUAUAUAAUAAUGUCACGUUUGCAGUCAUUUGCAUGGAUAUUUGGAAACAAUUGCAUUCUUGCUCGUUAUCAUCAUUAAAUACAAGAACUCACACAAGGUAUGUUUUUGUAUCGGAGAAAGUUUGAGUCUUAAAUCGAAAUUAAUCCACUAUCUGUGUCUAUUUGUUCUUCAUGCGAGUAAGUGCUAAAUCCCCACGUUUACAAAGGUGCAUUGUCGAGAACGACAGUAAUUUAGCGCGAUUUAAAGGGAUAGUUCAUCCAAAAUGAAAAUUAUGUCAUCAUUCACUCACCCUCAAGUUGUUCCAAACCUGUAAAAAUUUCUUUGUUCUGUUGAACACAAAGGAAGAUAUUUUGAAGAAAGUUUGUAACCAAGCCACUUUAGGGGCACCAUUGACUUCCAUAGUAGGAAAAAAAAUACUAUGGAAGUCAGUGGUGCCCCAGAACUGUUCAGUUUCCCACAUUCUUUAAAACAUCUUCUUUUGUGUUCAACAUAACAAAAAAAAAAAAUAACAAAAAAAAAAAAAAAAAAAAUAUAUAUAUAUAUAUAUAUAUAUAUACACACAAGUUUGGAACAACCUGCGGGUGAGUAAAUGAUGACAGAAUUUUCAUUUUCGGGUGAACUAUCCCUUUAAGGCAGCAGACUGCACGCAAUCUAUCAUAUGCGUGAUGCUUGUGUGGAUACAGUAUUUUUUUGACUGCAAAUGAUGAGGUAAUUUGAUUAAAUGUACUGGAUUUACGGCAUUUUGGCAGUUAGAAAAACAUGCUCGGUUUUAAUAUUAUUUUAAGGUAGAAUUAAAUGAACUACUCAGCAUUUUGUUCGCGUACCCCCUUUUGUCACCUCACGCAUACCCCAGUUUGGGAACCACUGCAGUACGACAUGGACCACCACUACGUUGUAAAUCUCAAAUCACAGAAAUCAUUACCCCUGUAUGUGUGACAUGUUUUAUUCGCUGUUAAAAGUCUGAUUAAGGAGCAGAGCUGCUUCAUUCAGCAGCUGUAAGAUCAUCCAGUUCUGUUGUCUUUAACCAAGGAGUUUGUUUAUUUAUUUAUUUUUUUUAAUUAAUGCCAAGGUAUCAAAUUUACAAGUAGGCUACAUAGCAAAAGUUACAUACAAUGAAAUGAUAAUAAAAGCAAAGCAUCAUUUAUACAUAGGGCCUAUACAUACACAUUUCAUAUAGCCUAUUCCUAUAAUAAAAAGAAAAACAGAACAGAAAAUUUUAAUGAAAUAAAUAAAAAAGUUGAAACAAGUUUAUUGAGUGUUUUAAGAUUCUUAGAUGAUGAAAUAUUUUGGACUGUUGGACCUCUCUUCUAAAAACAAUGAAUAAAGGAUUUUGUUUACUAAGGAGGGGUGAGGCAUGGCAGAGUGAUGUUUGUGUAAGUAUGUGAAGGGAAAAUGUGGGAAUAAUAUGAAUGACUAUUCCUUAAUUAAAGUGUAGGUGAAAGGGACGUUUGACUUCACUUUACAGAUUCAACAGCCUCAAAUGUCAGUGCCUGCUCGAAAUAAUUUUGGUACAGAAAUAUACACCAACAUUAUUCCUUUUAGUAUUUUCAUCAUUCUCUGGUACUCUUAGAAAUGCAUCCCUACUUAUAUUAAUAUUCCUAUAUUUGCAUUUAUUUAAUUCAUUAGUCUAAGACGUGGUCUUUGAUGGAUGUAGAAGUGACACUUCCUGUUUUGAAAUAAACGAAUAAACCAGCUGACUGGCAUAUGA
Messenger RNA from Ctenopharyngodon idella (grass carp), 4993 nucleotides. Its product is annotated as cytospin-A. The transcript is spliced from 12 exons. Gene Ontology annotation, molecular function: protein binding. Bases 309 to 1766 code for a protein of 485 amino acids. The record is from RefSeq and is a predicted model, not a curated record. NCBI's taxonomy places the organism in Eukaryota, Metazoa, Chordata, Actinopteri, Cypriniformes, Xenocyprididae.